Messenger RNA from Bipolaris sorokiniana ND90Pr, 1726 nucleotides. RefSeq lists its product as uncharacterized. NCBI's taxonomy places the organism in Eukaryota, Fungi, Ascomycota, Dothideomycetes, Pleosporales, Pleosporaceae. The record is from RefSeq and is a predicted model, not a curated record. The coding region runs from base 135 to 1430 and encodes 431 amino acids. The transcript has a single exon.
ACCCAGUCCACCCCACUCGAAAUUCGCAAUAUUCAGUAUUGCAAAACACAUCUUUAUCUUCCAUAGCCGGCCGAAUAAAAAAGCAAAACCAACACUCAAAGAUCUCCACAACUACCAUCACUCCUACCAACGUCAUGGAUGCGUCGCUGGCUUCUUACCACGCGCGUCUAGCCACCUUUGAGGGAGCAGCUACGACAGGCAAGGGACGACGCACAAGCAACAGAUCUAAAAAGGCAGGAACGAAAUCAAAGGCUUCAUGGCCCCUUACAGCACCCUCGGCGCAGGAUUUGGCGUACGCCGGUUUUGUAUGGAGGCCUACCUCUACGAGCCCCGACAACGUACAAUGCUUCAGCUGCGAGUGCCAACUAGAUGGCUGGGAGGAAGCGGACAUCCCUGCAUAUGAACACUCAACACAUUCCCCAAGCUGUGGUUUCGCAACUAUCGCCUGUAUCCGUCUCCGUGCGGGCGACCCCGGCAGGACUGAAGAUGAUCCGACCUCAGAUGCCAUGGUGGCAGCACGCCGUUCGACCUUUGGCGAUAUGUGGCCACUCGACGUCGCGUCUGGUUACCCCAGUGUCGACCAGAUGGUGGACGCCGGCUGGUUCUACGAUCCUGCAACAGACACGCCCGAUGGAGUUACCUGCCCAUACUGCUCUCUGGCACUAGACGCAUGGGAUAUUGGCGACGAUCCUAUGCAGGAGCACCGUCGAAGAUCUCCUGACUGUCUCUUCUUCGUCCUCUCCGAACUCUACAAACCCGCCCCAGCACCCAAGAAAGCAAAACGUGCUUCUAAAGCUAAGCGUGCCUCAACUCGCUCGUCAACGGCAUCUACGGCAAGCAAGAGAGCCACACGUGGCAAGAAGCGGACGAGCGAUGCAGUUGAGGAAACCGAGUACUCUGAAGUCAUCCAGCCUGCCCCGAAACGUGUGCGAUCUUCAAGUAUUGAAAGUUUCCCUAGUGAUCUUCCUGUGGGAACGCCUAAGAAGACACCGACAGGAAUCAGAGACACUGUCAUGGACGACUUUGACAUGUCAAGCCUGCCGGCGGACUUAGCAGUUGGAACACCCAAGAGGACCCCACCUAUGAUGAGUGAGGCAGAUGAUAUACCAGAGCCCAUCAACUGGAAGCCUGCCGACGUUGAUGCCGUGAUUACAUCCCAGGAAGAAGCCCACGGUUAUCUCAGCGAAAUCCUUGCUGAUUCUGGUCUGGAUAACGCUCAGACGGCGGACAUGACGCCCGAAGAACUGUAUGAAUACGUUAUGGCUAGCCUGACGGACGAAGAGAAACGUAUGACGAUUGAACAAUGGGUUCUGCACAACGCAAAGAGGGGCGAGGAAAAACUCCGCAUGGCCUGCGAACAACAGAUACUGGCAUUCGAGGCAGAGGGCCAACGUGCCAUGGCUGUUCUCGAGGGCAUCCCCACAAUCUGAGUUUGAUGGGCAUUUGAUUAGGAUUGGAGUACAUGGGAGUUUGGUCAUUGAGAUACCCCGACAUCAGGAUGGGCGUUUUGGGCAUGUUGUGAUUCGCACAAGUUUAAUUUUACGGCUGCUUACUGUUUUUUGUUGUUCUUUCGUUUUGGGGUGCCGCGUUCCGCCCUUGCUGCGGGGCAACUGUCGGAGCCUAGGAGUAGCUAGAAUAGACGAGCCACCUAGUUUUAUUGUUUGUAUAGGCUCAAGGACAAAUUUUUGUUUUUGUUCAGAGUAGGAUAAUGACAGACGAAGACGAA